AUGGUUAAGAAGGUGUUAUUUCAGUGGAGCAAAGAGACCCUUGGUAACAUCUUUCAAGAGAUAAUCACUCUUGAAGAAGUUAUUAAAGUGAACGAAACACAGUUUGAACUGGAUCCUUCAGGCACUAACAGAGAAAAUUUGCAUAAAUCUCAAGCGGAGCUAAGGAAGCAAUUACAAAGGGAGGAAGAAUUUUGGAAACAGAAAGCUGGAAUGGAAUGGUUCAAAGAGGGAGAGAAGAAUACUAAAUUCUUUCAUACCAUUGAGGACAGUGAAGAUUUUGAGCUACUGAAGGAAUUACCAGUAGUGAUAAAUGAUGAGAUGAAUGAAGAGCUGCAAAGCAUGCUAACAACAGAGGAGGUCAAAAGGGCAGUAAUGAGCUUAAACAAAGACAGUGUAGUAGGACCAGAUGGAAUUAUUUCCCCAGAACAAGCUGGUUUUGUACAAGGGAGAAGCAUAUCGGAGAAUGUGUCAUUGGUUCAAGAAAUUAUAACAGAAAUAAGGAAGAGAGGGAAGUCUCCAAAUCUAGUGAUUAAACUAGACAUGAUGAAAGCAUACGACAAAAUGGAAUGGCUAUUUAUGACCAAGAUUGAUCAGUUCCAAUUGGUACCAAUCCUCCUAAAUGGUCAGCCUAAAAGAUUUUUUAAAUCCUCAAGAGGACUGAAGCAAGGGGAUCCUCUAUCGCCUACUCUCUUUAUAUUGGCAGCCGAGGUCAUGUCAAGAUCUCUAAAUUCUCUAAUAAAGAAGAAAGAAUUCAAGAGGUUUGGAAUGCCAAGAGGCAGCCAAUAA
Molecule: messenger RNA, 786 nt
Organism: Solanum tuberosum (potato)
Lineage: Eukaryota; Viridiplantae; Streptophyta; Magnoliopsida; Solanales; Solanaceae
Exons: 4
Coding region: 1-786 (261 amino acids)
Source: RefSeq, a predicted model, not a curated record